Piliocolobus tephrosceles (Ugandan red Colobus) is the source of this 1960-nucleotide messenger RNA. RefSeq names its product cocaine esterase-like. The transcript has 11 exons. Bases 93 to 1787 code for a protein of 564 amino acids. The record is from RefSeq and is a predicted model, not a curated record. Lineage: Eukaryota; Metazoa; Chordata; Mammalia; Primates; Cercopithecidae.
GCCCAGGAAGGCAGAGCGGGAAGGGAGUGUUACAGGCAGGAAGUUCGUAAAGCCUGUGUUUAUAGAUCAGGAUCCCUUGAGCUGAGCUGAGGAUGGCAAGGAGGCAGCAAUACCAACAGUCUGGGAGGGCAACCAAUUGGACAGACCCAACUGUGAUAUCUCUCUCUCUGCCCACAGGCCAGGACUCUGCCAGUCCCAUCCGGACCACAUACACGGGCCAGGUGCUGGGGAGUCUUGUCCAUGUCAGGGGCACCGAUACCGGGGUCCAUACCUUCCUGGGAAUUCCCUUUGCCAAGCCACCUCUAGGUCCGCUGCGAUUUGCACCCCCUGAGCCCCCUGAAUCUUGGAGUGGUGUGAGGGAUGGAACCACCCAUCCGGCCAUGUGUCUGCAGGACCUCACUGCACUGGAGUCAGAAUUUUAUAGCCAGUUAAAUGUGACCAUCCCUUCGGUCCCCAUGUCCGAGGACUGCCUGUACCUCAACAUCUACACGCCGGCCUAUAGCCAUGAAGGCUCUAACCUGCCGGUGAUGGUGUGGAUCCAUGGUGGUGGGCUUGUUUUUGGCAUGGCUUCCAUGUAUGAUGGUUCCAUGCUGGCCGCCUUUGAGGACGUGGUGGUGGUCACCAUCCAGUACCGCCUGGGUGUCCUGGGCUUCUUCAGCACUGGAGACAAGCAUGCAGCUGGCAACUGGGGCUACCUGGACCAAGUGGCCGCACUACGCUGGGUCCGGCAGAAUAUCGCCCACUUUGGAGGCAACCCUGACCGUGUCACCAUUUUUGGCGAGUCUGCGGGUGGCACGAGUGUGUCUUCGCUUGUUGUGUCCCCCAUGUCCCAAGGACUCUUCCAUGCGGCCAUCAUGGAGAGUGGCGUGGCCCUCAUGCCCUGCCUCAUUGCCAGCUCAGCAGAUGUUAUCUCCACGGUGGUCGCCAAUCUGUCAGCCUGUGACAAAGUUGACUCUGAGGCCCUGGUGGGCUGCCUGAGGGGCAAGAGUAAAGAGGAGAUCCUUGCAAUUAACAAGCCUUUCAACAUGAUGAUCCCUGGAGUGGUGGAUGGGGUCUUCCUGCCCAGGCACCCGCAGGAGCUGCUGGCCUCUGCUGAGUUUCAACCUGUCCCCAGCAUCAUUGGUGUCAACAAUGAUGAAUUUGGCUGGAUCAACCCCAGUGACACAAGUAUCUAUGACACCCAGAAGGAAAUGGACAGAGAGGCCUUCCAGGCUGUUCUGCAGAAAAUGUUAACGCUGAUGAUGUUGCCUCCUACAUUUGGUGACCUGCUGAUGGAGGAGUACGCUGGGGACAAUGGGGAGCCCCAGAGCCUCCAAGCCCAGUUCCAGGAGAUGAUGGCAGACUCCAUGUUCGUGAUCCCUGCACUCCAAGUAGCACAUUUUCAGCGUUCCCGGGCCCCUGUGUACUUCUAUGAGUUCCAGCAUCAGCCCAGCUGGGUCAAAAACAUCAGGCCGCCGCACGUGAAGGCAAACCAUGGUGAUGAGGUUUCUUUUGUUUUCGGAACUUUCUUCUGGGGCAACUACGUUAAAUUCACUGAGGAGGAGGAGCGGCUAAGCAGAAAGACGAUGAAGUACUGGGCCAACUUUGCUCGAAACGGGAACCCCAACGGCGAGGGUCUGCCACACUGGCCGCUGUUCGACCAGGAGGAGCAAUACCUACAGCUGAACCUACAGCCUGCAGUGGGCCGGGCUCUGAAGGCCCACAGGUUCCAGUUCUGGAAGACGGCGCUGCCCCAGAAGAAGAUCCAGGAGCUCGAGGAGCCUGAAGAGAAACACAGAGAGCUGUAGCUCCUAGUGCCAGGGAGGAGGGGUUGGGCUCGCUUACAGGCGAGCGUCAGCCUGCUGUGCCCACACACGCCCACUGAGGAGAAAGAAGUUGAUUCCUUCAUUCAUGUAGCCAUUCAUUCAUUCUUCCGUCCAUCCAUUCAGAAAGCAUUUAUUAAGAACUUACUCAGGCAUGA